AUGCCUUUUGCUUCUUCGCGCCCAAAGUCUGAAGAGAAACAAGCAAAGCACGAAGCAAGGCUAGCACAAGCGCUAGCUCUCGACCGUGCGAACCGGACGCUCGUUCAUGAUGGUUACUUAACUUUCCCUCGAUGUAAGAGCGAGAAGAAGCAUCGGACUACGGUAGCAACCACUAAAACGAUCUGGAGUGGCACAGAAUGGAUUCACGAUGGCAGCCUCCCCGAGGCUCUAAAGGAGGCGCGCGUGCUGCCAAAUGCUCCAUUCAAAGUUCUCGACGCACCCGGUCUUCGAGACGACUAUUAUUGCUCCAUAAUGGCGUAUUCGCCUACGUGCAAUACCCUCGCCGUUGGGUUGGGCGGGCUCCUAUAUGGUUGGUCGGAAACGACAGGAGUGACCUUGCUGAACGCCGGGAUUGAGGAUAGUUCUUGGCUCACCUCUGUUGCCUUCUCAUCUAAUGAGGGAGGUAAAUCAAUUUUGGCCUAUGGCCGAUCCAAUGGCCAUUUAGGGUUACUCUCACUCUUCGACAGUAUGCUUCCCCGACUUGAAGCUCGGCACCCCCAUCCCAUAUCUUGCCUCUCGUGGCGACCCGUCACGACGGCCCGGCGAUCACUAAGCCCAUCAAACCCUGGAGGAGCCGCGGUGAAUGCUGAAGAUCUGAUCGUAGGUGGAGAAAAUGGCGACAUAUACUACUACUCCGUGGAGUGGCCUGGCUCGUGGGAGGUGGCUCGGGACGGCUGGCCGGGGUCAAUGACUUUGUUGGCUCGCAUCAAGGUCCAUACUCAACAGAUCUGUGGCCUCGCUUGGUCGCCCAACGGCAAUCAAUUUGCUACUGGUGGCAACGAUAAUCUGUGUUGUCUUUUUGACGUUGACAGAAUCCUAAAGCCUGGGUCGAAAGACGACAACGUACUGGGCGAGGCUUCGCCAACCUCGCAUACUCGGAGACCUGAGGCAUCAAUCUCAGCAUCUGAACUUCCCGGUGUUUUGAGAGGCAGUGCGAAUGUUGAUAUUUACUCGCCCACAGUGUCGACUUUAAGUCCUUUGUCACCGGCUCUAAAUGCAAUACCCAUGGGUUCUCCCUGGAAUGGAUGGUCACCGGUGACCUCGCCAUCAGCUCAUAUCUCGCCUUCAUUUCCAAGCCAGCCUAUAAUAGCGGCGGCUAACGUUCUUGCGUCCCCAUUCAUGUCUCCAAUCAAGACUUACGGAGAACCCGCGGCCUCACAGAUAUGGAAUCAUCUAGCGGCUGUCAAGGCUAUUGCAUUCUGCCCUUGGCGUCCACAACUCAUUGCCACUGGCGGCGGGUCGAACGACAAAAUGAUUCACUUCUUUCAUACGACUUCCGGAGCAGCAGUUGCUACCAUUUCUGUCAGUGCUCAAGUCACCAGCUUGAUAUGGAGCGUCAACAAGCGUGAGAUCGCGGCCACUUUUGGGUAUGCUCAACCUGACCAUGCCAUACGCAUUGCCGUUUUUAGCUGGCCAGAUUGCAAGAUGGUUGGAAGUGUUAAGUGGGAUGGCGAACACCGAGCACUUUUCGCCGUGUCCUACCCUGGCGGGCCAAUCGGCGUUUCUCAUUCAUCACUCUCUAGCUUCACUGACUCAGCUACUCGCGACACAACUCCAGCCGAUGGAGAUGGCACCGAAAGCGCCAGAGCGAAUGUCGCAGAAAGGCCAAGAGCCAAAAGCAAUACUUCCGUGGAAGGCUGUCUGAUCGUCGCGAGCAGCGAUAAGAGCGUAAAGUUUCACGAGGUAUGGGGUACUGGUCGAGGAAAGACCAUCACUGGAACUGGACCUGGCAUACUUGGGGGCAGUGACAUCAUCGAAAUGGCGGAGGGGAUUGACAAGGAAGGUGAUAUUAUUCGUUAA
Molecule: messenger RNA, 1860 nt
Organism: Neoarthrinium moseri
Lineage: Eukaryota; Fungi; Ascomycota; Sordariomycetes; Amphisphaeriales; Apiosporaceae
Exons: 3
Coding region: 1-1860 (619 amino acids)
Biological process (GO): positive regulation of anaphase-promoting complex-dependent catabolic process; positive regulation of ubiquitin protein ligase activity; anaphase-promoting complex-dependent catabolic process
Cellular component (GO): anaphase-promoting complex
Molecular function (GO): protein binding; ubiquitin ligase activator activity; anaphase-promoting complex binding
Source: RefSeq, a predicted model, not a curated record